Messenger RNA from Carya illinoinensis, 1458 nucleotides. Its product is annotated as endonuclease 4-like. The transcript is spliced from 10 exons. The coding region runs from base 197 to 1096 and encodes 299 amino acids. The record is from RefSeq and is a predicted model, not a curated record. Gene Ontology annotation, biological process: DNA catabolic process. NCBI's taxonomy places the organism in Eukaryota, Viridiplantae, Streptophyta, Magnoliopsida, Fagales, Juglandaceae. Gene Ontology annotation, molecular function: nucleic acid binding; endonuclease activity.
GAGAAGUCAGAAGAGCAGCCAAACUCACUACAACGACCUGGGCUCUGAGCCUCCUGAUUCGUUGAUGGAAGAACGUGGAUGAUCAACCGCUGCCCCGCUUCACCCACUUGGAUUCUCAGACCUCCAUGUAAGUCUCACCAGAGCUGGAGCCUGAGUUUAUCACGAGAAAUUUCAAUUUGCGGCCCAAAGAACAGAUAUGGGUAGGUCUGAGUUACUGUGGACUGGGACGGCACUGGGUUUUCUGCUAUUCGUACCAGGAAUUCUGGGUUGGGGAAAGGAAGGCCACUAUGCAGUUUGUAAGAUAGCGGAGGGAUAUCUAACUGAGGAUGCUCUAACUGCUGUGAAAACGCUGCUUCCUGAGUCUGCUGGAGGUGAUUUUGCGGCCAUUUGCUCUUGGCCUGACGAGAUUCGACAUAACUUCCACUGGCGAUGGAGUAGUGCUUUACAUUAUGUUGACACACCAGAUUUUAGUUGUAACUACAAGUACUGCCGAGACUGUCAUGACUCUGCUGGACAUAAAGACAUAUGUGUAACGGGAGCAAUUAACAAUUAUACAAUGCAACUUUCAUCCUCUUAUCAAGAGGCCAACCUAAAAUUACAGUACAACUUGACAGAGGCACUUAUGUUCUUAUCACAUUUUAUUGGAGAUGUCCAUCAGCCCCUACAUGUUGGUUUCACUGAAGACAAAGGUGGGAACACAAUAAUUGUCCGAUGGUAUCGACGGAAGACAAAUCUCCACCAUGUUUGGGAUGACAUGAUCAUUGAUUCUGCUUUGAAGACGUUCUAUGGUUCAGAUCUUGAAAUCAUGAUACAAUCCAUUCAGAGGAAUAUUACGGAUGGUUGGUCGACUGAUUUAGCAUUAUGGGAAAACUGCUCAGAUAAUGACACAGUUUGUCCAGACCCGUAUGCAUCUGAGAGCAUUAGUUUGGCAUGCAAGUUUGCAUAUAGGAAUGCCACACCAGGAACCACUCUGGGAGAUGAUUAUUUUCUUUCACGGCUGCCUAUUGUGGAGAAGAGGCUAGCCCAAGGUGGGAUCAGACUAGCUGCUACUCUCAACCGUGUUUUCACUUCUCAAAUGAAAAUUGCUCAAGCAUGAUAUGGAUAAUGAUGCAUAUUUCCUGUAACUAGACCACCGGAAGCAAAUUAAUUAUCCUUCCACCUUCACUCAACUCUUCUAAUACAAGGCCAAAAAACUUCUGCUUUGUAAUUAAUUCUUGACUGCAUGAUGCUCUUUUGUGUGCCAGAAUAUCUCCAUCGUACUUGCAUUUAAGGUCCCAUUCGGGUACUUUAGAAAGGAGGGAACUAGAAACUUCUACUCAAUGAGUACCUCCUAUAAAUUAUGUAUGUCACUUGCACGUUUUGAUGGUUCUGAAUUCAUCUGUUUUGUGUUGUAAUAUUGGAGGAAAAAAAAGAUACUGUUUAUCCAAGGAUAUAUAUAUAAAAGAGAAUUGGCUAGCA